Molecule: messenger RNA, 4247 nt
Organism: Ceraceosorus bombacis
Lineage: Eukaryota; Fungi; Basidiomycota; Exobasidiomycetes; Ceraceosorales; Ceraceosoraceae
Source: the annotation of a GenBank genome assembly
AUGUUCACCACACCUAGCCGACAGACAUUGGGUGGAGGGUCGAGGAGAAGUCAGAGCUCCAUCCCAGGAUCGCGAGGUGCGACACCAAUGAGCUUCAGAGAAUCGCCAGCUGCAAGUCUGGCAGGCAGUCGACCUCGAAAGGAUGUGAAUCGCUCUUCCCCUACUUCUCGCUCAGCGACUUACAGGGACAGGAGAUCUCAACUCCAGCCUUAUAUUGUUGAUCCGGAGUCCUCUGGAAAUGCGAAGGGCUUCGUGGGGAUGUCAGGAGACGCGAUGACCGUUGAUGAUGCGGAAGGGUCUGUUGUGGGAGGCAGACGCGCAACACUGUUGGACGAAGGCACAAUACUCGCGCGAGACGACGUGUAUGUCGUCUCGGCUUCGCACAAGCUACCCAUCGAGGUGAUGCAAGCGCUAGAAUCUGCUGGUGAGUGAUGGGCUAGGUGAUGAAGCGAAAGUUGGCAGGCUGAUCGGUUGGGAGAUGAGAGAGCGCUGCCUGACGUAUUUCUGAUGACGCUGCGCAGAACACUCUCGUGAUGCAAUCACAUCAGCCAUGGACGCACGGAUCGGCUAUGCCUACGUAGCAUUCAAGGAUCGCUGCUACGUCUGGUGCUUCUCUGGCAGCACGCGGGUCGCCCCAGCCUGCUACGUCUUUCCUGCACCCCCCUCCACUCAGGCAGCACCGAACACUUCCCCACCCUUUUGCGCGUUUGUGGACCGAUCGUCGGGUCAAGAGCCCGGACUGCUGCUCGUCUCGCGAGAAGGAAAGGUGCGCUUGUGGAACAGCAUCGCAUCUUCGCGCGCUUUGAGCGAAGACGCGCACGAAAUCGACGUGGCGCUCGGCACAGGCGAGAGUGUCACCUCGCUACAGCGCUGCCAGACAACGGCCUUCGUCGUGGCCACGAGCCAGUCCCGGCUGCUUCGUCUGGACGUUCCUCACCGAAGCGGUAGAUUGCAAGCAGAGGUCUCCUCCUUCUCCCAACCGCGCGGCUUUUUUGGGCGCUUCUUUGGCGCUGCUGCUACCUUUACCCUUGGGGGAGACGAAAGCUUCAGCGUGACUACAGCUCCCUCUCCCGACGCCGCCGACGCGUGGACGCUGUAUGCAAUCAGUAAGCGAGGGGUACAGAAGUGGGGUCUGGGCGAACGUUCAGGUGGCGAGACGAUGAUCGCCGAGCAGGAUCUCCGCCAGCCUAUCGCGUCGGUCCUGUUUGGACUGCCAGAAAAGGAUGAUGGAUCUGGAGCUGAUACAGCAGGUCUGGUGCUCUUGAGCGGAGCGAUUACUACGAACGGUUCGCUCCUCAUCCUCUUCGAACACAGCCCCACCUCUGCUGGCAUCGUUUCCUUUGGCGUAGUUGUUGCGACUUAUGAAAAAAGGGCGAGCUCAUUUGUCAUUUCUCGCGCCGUGCAGCUGCACUACACUCACGCAAGGUCUGCGGGACCAUCGGAUGUGCCACGUAUCAUCGCGCCGUACGGAGGACCGGUCUUAUUCAUUCAAUUUGAGGACGUAGUCGUGCUCAGACUGCUCGAAGAUGACUUUGAGGAGGUCGUCAGCCUCAAGUACCCUCUCCAGAAUCGCUUCAUGGGCUAUGGAGCCGAGAGCAUCGACGUGGAACGGGAGACGGACGUUGUUGGCGUGCCCUUCUUCACAUCGUCCAGUGGCACGCUCUUGGUCGACAUUUGGGUCGACGCAGCAGCUGCAUUGGCGAAGAGACUUGGCACUCCUAGUGAACACACUGCUGUGCGAACGGAACGCCUAAUGGUCAAGCUCGAGCAAGCUGUCUUCUACGGCAACAAUAUUGCAAGUCCGAUAUCGUACGAUCUGCCACUCGACUUUGAAGGCGAUCUUUCCCUUGCCGCCGAGCAGCUCAGCACCAGCAUCGUGACCACAGAGACGGAAGCACUGCCCGACGUAGUGGAAUUGCGGCUGCAUCUGCAAUCCCGCGCUGCACGUCUGCACGAUUUGAUUACGUUCAUUGCGAGCAACAAUUGCCUCCAAAAGCUUUCCCAUAGCAGCCGUCGCCGCCUCUCUUCCGACGCUGAGCUUCUCGCCGCAGCUCUCGAAGUCUGGCAAUACCACGGCGCGCAACUUUCUAGCGCUCGCGGGACAUUCGGCACCCUCAGUCCGCUUUCGGUCGCCAUCACGAAGAUCAUGACGGAAAGCGGCCAAGCUACGCGGGACGACAUGGUCAGAGCAUUCUUCCGACAUCACUUGCCGCAAAUACCUCGGCUUCUGGAUGAGCUGCUACAUCAGACUAGCGCCCUCUCGUCGAGCCCGCUGGACCAGAGGUCCGUCUUGACACUGGAAAGUGCUCGGGUCGUGACUAUCAUCUUCAAUGCAGCUAGAGUGUUCCGCAGAGACUCUGGCAAGGUGUACGCCUUUCAAGCGACACAGACGGCAUUCGAGGCUUGGUCCAUCACUGCGAGUGACCUAGACGUGCUGGAAGGACUCUUCCACACGACUUUACGACUUGUGAACGAGCGGACCAGAGAGCUCGGUACAGCGGUCGACGCCAAUGUGCAGGAAGGCUUCAAUACCGAGGGUAGUGCGCCCCUGUCGCCGGCGCGUCUGCAAAAGGAGCUCAAGCUUCAGCUAUGCGAACUGGCUUCGAAUGCUCUUGCGACUUUUGAAGAGAGACUUGCGUAUCUGAAUGCUUCUGCACAGACGGGAGACCAGCCUGCCCAUCAGCGCGACUACGCCCUGUUGGAAGCGCGUUACAGAACGGCCAGACCACAAAUGAUUCUGCCGCUGCUGGCCGUGGGCCACUCUGCUCGAGCAUUCACACUUGCGGAACAGCAUGCAGACUUCAGGACGUUGACUUUGCUCAGUCACCGACUAGAGGCGAGUCAGGAAGUAGCACGACAACGAGCGGAAAAGUAUUUGGAUCGAUACGGCCAAGCUUUCGCCUUUCAAUUGUUCCAAUGGUACAUUGAGCAAGGCAGGCUGCGGACGUUGCUCGAUGUCCCCGACAAGUACAGCCCAUUGCUGUUGGACUUUUUCGAACGAACCGACAAUCCCAGGUUAGCGUGGUUACACGACAUUCUCCUGGAGCGCCAUUCGACCGCAUCUCGGACUCUUGUCCAUAUGGCGGACUUGGACGGCAAGGCAGCGCAGAAGAAGCUCAUGCUCAGCCUGGGCAAGCUAGCGCAUUGUGCAGAUCUCACAGAGGCUCAAAUCAUGGUCGAAGAUGAGCAGGACCAAAUCGAGCUUAUCGACGAUCGGCUCGAUAUGGUCAACACUCAUCAGCUUCUCCGCGACUUUUAUGAAAGCGUGAUUCCUGGAUGCAGUCGCGAUGUGGAGAAUGGCUGUGCAGCGGUGAGCGAGGCUGUAGCGUACAAUUUGGAGUCUUUACCAGCUUUGCAUGCUGUAAGUAUUGUGGCGUGCCCAUGUCGAGUCCAUCGGUCCGCUCACCGAUUGCGUUUGAUCAAUCUAGUGGUAUGCCUCGGCCGUUCGAAGGAUUCUACGUGGAGAUGUGGUAUCCGCAGAGGACUUGAUCGACUUGCUCACCUUGCCACUUGCUGCCGAUGACCGCAUCCAUGACUAUACCACCGCACUUGAAGUUUACUUGCGAGAAAAGGUGAGAAUCAUGUCUCACGUGUUCAAUUCAAUUCUGAGCUUUUUACUGAUGCAGCUUGCCCCUAUUCUCCAGGGCACUUCGGAGGCUCGUCUCGAUGCCAGUCUCGCGUGCGUGUGGCUCAGGAUCCUCUUGCGGGACGAGUGAGUACGACGUCAAAGACGGAGAAGCAGAGUCGACCGACUGAGUCUAACCUUGUCUGCUACAGCUGGCCGUCCAUCACGGAUACGUCAGGCAAGACUGAUGCUGAAUUGAGUGACCAGCUCAGGCACACGGCAUUAUACGCAGCACUCAAGUGGGCUGCCGAUCAUUCUGGUGGGUAUCUGUGCACCCCACGUUGUCUUACCUCAUCGCUGAUCGCAUUACCCGUUUCGUGCGUUCAUAGACAGCGCAAAGCAACUGGUACUGGAACCUCCGGAGAUUAUGGCAGGGCAGCCAACAGCUGACCUGCUGAGCGGCCGAUUGCGUGGAGUUCCAGGUCAGCAGGUACAGCUCAUUCUGGCUGAACAAGAAUCUCAGCUGAAAGGACUUAGGGAACUCUUUGAAGGUCCCACGCAGCUGAGCAAAUGGUACGAGGAAGUCAGUAGGAUAGUCAACGACGAUGUCGAGACGACCCUUACUCAUGCUGAGCAGAGCGGCAACUAUAGCGCAGAAGGGAGCGAGGACAUGCACGGCUGA